AUGGACGGACGCACGCGCGCGCGCAAGCACGCACAAUUCGUCACUCGGCGUCUGACUCGUUUGGCGUCACACGAGGGGAGGAUUUCACAGACUUGUCUUCUGGUCUCCCCCACGCUGCUGCUGCAGAGCAAAGAUCUCAGUCACGAUGCGACACGUUGCGUGACAUUUGGCGUGUUUUUCUCUAUCCAACACGAGAUGUCAAAGAAGAAAAGCAUGGACGUCUGUCUGCGUAGACUGAAGCAGGAGCUGAUGUCCAUGAAGGAAGCAGGAGAUGGCCUCCAUGCUCAGAUGAAUUCCAUGAUGGGUGCGCUCCAAGAACUCAAAUUACUUCAGGUCCAGACCGCUCUAGACAACCUCAACCUGUCAGCUCGAGGACGGAGACAUCUGCAGGAUAUGACAAUUUCCAACACAACAUUCAGGAGUGCUUCAGAAGCGGAUCCCAGGUUGCGCUUGUCCAACGGCCCCAGCACAAGUCCGGAGCUGUCUGUGGAGUUGUCACAAAGCAGAUACAGCGAAGGGACAAUGUCCAUGUCCAGUCUGGAAAUGGAGAGAAGCGAGGAAGGAGACCUCGAGGUUGUACCACGCAGGUGGUCGGGUUAUGCAGCACCGCAGGUGGAUUUCUGUGGACCCACGGUGGGGAACCCUCCACCCGAGCCCUACAUGCAGCCUCCCAAAUGCAACCAGCCAGUGGAUCUGCCAGGCAUCCUUUACAGCCUGUCCAGAGAAGGUCCGUCCAUGGACAAUGACUACUCCCAGGACAGCACAGACGACGCAGACGACUGGACUUCGUCCCUCAUGAACCAAAGCCGCAAUCGCCAACCCUUAGUGCUUGGUGACAAUGUCUUCGCCGACCUCGUUGGCAAUUGGCUGGACUUGCCAGAGAUAGAACCGGAAGGAGUAGGGGAGGAAGAAGAGAAGACCGAAACAACGGUGGCAGAAGGGGGUGGCAACAGACCGGACACCCCAGCUCACCCGCUACACCUGAGCCGAUCACAGGAGAUCUGCAGGAAGUUCUCGCUCACGACAAACAUCUUCAAGAAGUUCCUCCGAGGCGUCCGUCCCGACCGGGACAAGCUGCUGAAGGAGAGGCCUGGCUGGAUGGCACCAGAGAUCGCUGAGGGCGACCUGGUCAAGAGGCCUAAAAAAUCGGUUCUAAAGAGUUCAAAAGGCAGCUUCUACCUGCCUUUCUGGGCCAGUGGACAGCAGAAUAAAGGGCAGUCGGAAACGCAUCCAAGUAGCCAAAACUACUUCCGACAGUACCAUGAGAAGCCGUUUGCAGGAAUUUACUUGGACCGGAGACCACCAGAAGGUAGACUGCGGAAAAUGCAUCCCUUGUUUGACUACAACACAGCUGUAUGGGUCUGAUGGCUGGCAUAGAGACGGGCUCCACAUUGUAUCGACAGCAGGUGCAGACUGAAUGAAUGACUGUUAUCCAAAACAGGAACGUCACACCCACAAGUCUGGUGAACAGCUUUUGUCUGACAAUAUGAAAACACUUAAUGUCUUUUGUACAUUUUUCAUGUUUUCAUUGACUUCUGGAUGUCUGACUGGAUCCGACUAUCCCAGAAGAUGGUACCUUCAAGAGUUUUACCAGACACUACACUCUUGGGUUGCAUGGGUUUGUGUUUGCAGUGACAUCGCUAUAUGCUCAUUCAAACAUUCUUUCAGUUUCCAAAAUAGUUGUGAAACUCAUGCUGUUUUUCUUACAAAUUAAAACAGUUUCAAGGUGUUUUACAAACAUGUUAACCUGUUUUUUUGUCUUGUCUCAUGCAAGUCAGCCACAGUAUAUCCCACCCCAUAUACUACUGGGCCGAUGGCAUAUCUUGCUAAAGGAUGUUACUAGAGGAUGGGGGGAGGGGGAGCAAGUGAGCUGCUAUAAUGACAACAAAAGCUUUUUCACCUUUGGAAGCAGCACUUCAUACACAACACUGUGUCUCUGACUUUUGGACACGCUACCAAACAUUAAAACCUCUCCAUCAACACUGCAAGCGCAAAAUCCCAGCGAGCAAUCAAGGACCAUGUGGCACCUAUCAGAAGUUAACCUUAUUCUUUGCAUCCAACAUAACUCCAUGCUGCCUACCGUUUGUCUUUGGUGUGAUAACACACCGGUUGAGGAUGUGGGUAUUCCUACAUGAUAGUGCCACCACAUGAUCGUGUUUCAGACGACCUUCGUUUGAAAGUGGCUGCGGACCUUUGCGCACGUCACGGGCGGAGAAAAUCUCACACAUAUUUUCAAAAAAGGGAUGAUAAUCAAAUAGUUCCUUGGUUCAAUGUCAUCAGUGAUUGGUGGGCAGGCUCUUAAGAGCCCAAAUAUAUAUAAUCAAGCUAUUAAAAAGUCCAAGUAAGUUAACCAACAUGUCCGUGCCCCGUAAAGCAACAGUCUUUCAUUCAAAGGAUGAAAACUACAGACUAACCGUCUUUGAAACCAACAACCAACGGUGAUUGGUUCACCAUGCAAAUAAGGAAGAGCCGAAACUGUUCAGAAAUAGCCACUGCUGAAGUGAUGAAGGCCAGAUGUGUCACGAUGACGCCUAAUUUUCUGUGGCGCUCAUUAGGGUCGCAGGUACAUGGAGCCGAUCCCAACUGACAUUGGGCUAAGAGCUAAUUAUGGGUUACCCACCAAUCGCAGGGCACAUCGAGUAUCGACAAACAACAAUUCACAAUUCACAUGCACGUUCGCUUUUUUUAAUUUUUUUUUUUUUAAUGAGUCACCUUGGUGGACUUGUCGUCCAUGUCUGAUAAAACUGCCGCAAUAGCUAAAACCCACAACAUUUGACUGUUUUACAAUACGUUGUGCUCAAGUAUAUUUGUUGAACAUUACACAUUUUUGGGGUUGGGUUACAUCAGCCGACAAAUUAACCAGUCGGACCCUAGUUCACGUGUGCCCCAACGUCCCAACUUUUGAGUUGCAAUCUGUUGCAUCGUUGAUUUUUGUUUUUGUGUUGGUACGGGGAAAUAAUCCAAAACAAAUCAGAAAUGUGAAUUCGAGAGUAGCUCAUGAAAGAAACACAACCCACAGCCAGACGUUUCUCGCUGAACUAACCUGCUGUAGCUCAUGACAUUACUCACGAGGUCACUCACUGCCCAUAAAGCCAACUCACAAAUACUACAGUAUGUGCAGUAAUUACAUUUGAUGUAACCACUUCUGUAAAUUCUCUUUCACUAUGCUUUGUUAAAAAAAAAUAAUAA
This is a messenger RNA of Hippocampus zosterae (dwarf seahorse), 3189 nucleotides long. RefSeq names its product inka box actin regulator 2 (gene inka2). Gene Ontology annotation, molecular function: protein kinase binding; protein serine/threonine kinase inhibitor activity. The transcript has 2 exons. NCBI's taxonomy places the organism in Eukaryota, Metazoa, Chordata, Actinopteri, Syngnathiformes, Syngnathidae. The record is from RefSeq and is a predicted model, not a curated record. The coding region runs from base 1 to 1365 and encodes 454 amino acids. Gene Ontology annotation, cellular component: nucleus.